CUCCGUGAGGCGGUGGCACGGGGGGUUCCUUGGUGUCCCAGGAGGUCCCAUUGGGCUCUUCCAAACUGGGGCCAAUCUGCCCCCUUCGUCCCGUUGGCGGCGCCAGGAGCCCCUCGCCGCCCGGAAUGGAGUUGUGCGACUGCCCUUGCAGUGCCCUUCCCUUCCGAGGAGACCCCCACCACCGUCUCUCCUCUGCCCCUCAUUAAUCAAGGGUAGCCAAGGGCGUGUUUUUCCGCCUUUGCUCAGGUGGUUUGGGUUGGGAAAAUAUCAUCUUUGGGUUAAAAAUCAUCUCGCUCCAACGCCCCUGCCACGGGUAUGGACACCUUCCGCAAGACCAGGGUGCUCAUAAGCCCCAUCCAGCCUGGCCUUGAACACUUGCAGGAAUGGGACAUCCACAGCCUCUCUAGGCAACCUCACCACCACCAGAAUAAAGAAUUUCUUGCAUAUGCUAAGUAGCUUAAAUUUCCCCUCUUUCACUUUGAACCCAAGGCAUUUGUCCUAUGAGUGCAAAAGUGAGACCUGAGUGCUGGGCCUGCUGGGGUGGGUGGCUAAGAUGACUGCACUACAGUGGUGCUUGGGCUGGCCUGUCAUCUAGAAGAUUUUUUCCUAGGAUUGUCUUUUUAGCCAGUGGUCUGAAGACUGUUGCUAUUUGGUCUGCAGGUAGCUAAAGCAUUAGCCAAAGGCAAGUGAAAAACCCUAAGCCCAUUAUCAGGAGAUUUAGAUUUGCUGUAUGAAGAUGUGAAUCUCCUAAGGUUAAUUUUAGGAUGCACAAAAUUAACAAGAUCGAAAAUCAUUGUGCACAAGCUGGGAAUGUUAUGCGACAGUGGAGGAAGUAUUUGACACUAAGCAACAUGCCUUCCACCAAACCUCCAAAUGAAAAUGAAACACCCAAAGAGAGAAAACCAGGACUGAGGAGUGUUCAGACAACUAUGCUUUUCCGAGCUGUGAACCCAGAGCUCUUCAUUAAACCUAACAAACCUGUGAUGGCGUUUGGACUGAUAGCAAUUAGCCUCUGUGUGGCCUACCUUGGUUAUUUGCAUGCAACAGCAGAGAAUAAAAAGGACCUCUAUGAAGCAAUCGACAGUGAGGGGUCCAGAUACAUGAGGAGGAAAACUUCCAAGUGGGACUGAGAAUGUAAGAGAGGAAAUCAGUAAAUCACUCACAGAACUUUUCCAGGCAACUACUGUUUUUUUUCUCUUUCCCUUGAAAUAAUGAAUAAAUGUCUCACUUGCUAUUUAAUUCAGUUCAAAUUCUUUUAUAAAAUGCUAUGCCUGUACAAAUAAACUGCAGUUAAGAUACAUCUGAAAAUAAAAGUGAUUGUAAGAGUUGCCCUC
Molecule: messenger RNA, 1334 nt
Organism: Serinus canaria (Common canary)
Lineage: Eukaryota; Metazoa; Chordata; Aves; Passeriformes; Fringillidae
Gene: SMIM8
Product: small integral membrane protein 8
Exons: 3
Coding region: 765-1130 (121 amino acids)
Source: RefSeq, a predicted model, not a curated record